Molecule: messenger RNA, 10669 nt
Organism: Paramuricea clavata
Lineage: Eukaryota; Metazoa; Cnidaria; Anthozoa; Malacalcyonacea; Plexauridae
Source: the annotation of a GenBank genome assembly
AUGUUGCCAAUUACGGAUUAUCAAAGUAAGACUUUCGUAUUAUUACUAUUGUAUUAGAUAAUGAUUAUAUACAAUGAGAUAUUAUGUGAAAAUGUGAUUGUCAAUUAUUGUGUUCACUGUUCAAUAGUUUUCUAUAUAUAAAAGACAGCAAUUAUGUAUUUAAUUUUUCUAAAAUAGUUAUUUUUUAAUUGUAAUAAUGGCUGUAUGUACUGAAAUUGCAAGAAUCCCUAAAUAUUUAUGUGCAUGGUUUCUAUAAACCAAGAACACCCUCCCCCCCGGGUUUUGCAUCCUUACUUUAGGGGCUGUUUACAUGAGCCUGGUUUGCAGGGCUGGCUCGCUUAAACGGGGCGCCCGGCUUCAUGGUAAUUUCCAACACAAAGCAAUUUUACUUUACAUGACAAACCGGGCCAGCCUGUUUAGCUGGGAUCCCACUUGACUCAAACGGGGCGCCCGGUCAGCCGGGAUGAAAUUUCUCCAUGUAAAGUAUCGGGCAACCGGGCUAGAACAAAAACUUCAUUUAAAACAAAAAUAAAUGACAGAAACUGAUAUUUUUCUUGACAAACUUUUAUUUCUUCAAUUAAUCUUGCUGACAAAGUAGUUUUAAUCGAUUAAAUUUGCCAAUAAAGCACAAAUUCGACUUCCGUGACAGACGUUACACUGUUAACUCAUAAACAAGUUUUUCCCGCCAAUUUCCGUCAGCAUGCAUAUCAGCCCGGCAAACGUCUCAUCCCGGCUAGCCGGGCUCAUGUAAACAGCCCCUUAAUAUGUAGCAUGAUUUUAGGGAAGCAGGGCUGACACGGAGCACAUGGACUCAUAUAUUGUUCAUUCUGUUGUUGAUUUUAAUAAAGUGUACAUGUUUAUACACUCUCACUACUAUGUGCUUACUCUGUCGCCUAGCAAUCACCAGACUGGAAAGUUUGGAAAUUGCGUGCCGGAGAUUUCGAUAUAUAUUGUAGAAAGUAAAUAUAUAGAAAGCAUGAAAAUUGCACGCCAGAGAUAUCCGCCACGCGAUACAAACUUUCCACACUGGAGCAAUCAUUUGUGUCAAAAUUGAAAUUCCACACCUUAAUGGUUAAUGUACAGAAAUGUCAAAACUGUGCAACUGAUAUGCAUAAACUUUUCACAAUAGUAGUCUUUUUCAUUUUUGUGCACCUGAGGUCUUGUUGAAAAGACCCCAACUCUGCGGUCAAGCUGCCCGGAGAGCAAUGGGGGAAAAUUUACUUCUUUUUAAUCCAUUAGGCUGCAGAGCUUCCCCAUUGACGAGAAAAAUUGUGUGGCGUUAGACAAGUAAAGAAUUGAAAAUAAGUAGGGCGCACUCUUUGCCAAAAUGUGCCCUAUGUUAGUAUUUUACUCUGUCUAACAUCAGAUGAUUUACUCGUCAAGGGAAGAGUAUUGCACACUAUUUGGUAAUUACUGUACAGUAAUAGUAAAAUGUACUUGCAUGUCCAAAAUUUCCUGUAUGGGGGAGGUGUAGAUCUUCUCUGGAAUGACCCAUUGUCAGGAAUUCAUAUGUACAGUAUACCGGGUGGCCAAAAAAGUAUUCCUCUUUGAUUCAGUAUAACUUAAAAAUUAGAAGAGCUAUUACACUUAAACAAAAAGCAUUUAGUUCAGUAAUGUAAUGUCUAACUUAAAUUUUGGUAUAUGCCAUAUGUAUUUUACCAUAGUUUUGGCCGAGAUAUUAGCUGUUUGAAAAUAAGUAAACAUUUUUAAAAUUGUCGAAAAUUAGCAAAACACGGCCUAUUAAACUAAUUUUGACAACCAGUAAUGCAACUAUUCAAUAUGAUUAUCUUUGGGGGCAAUUUCCUGGCCGACAUCGACUGACAAGUAAACAGGGUGAUUCGCCUUGGCCCCCUCAUUCUCCUGACGCGACGGUGUGCGAUUUUUCUUUGGGGCUACUUGAAGCAUCGAAUUUGGAAUGUGCCACAUGAUGAACAACCAAAUAAUUUUAUAGAGAGCUUCGUGAGGCAAUUGUAAUGUUCAGCAAUUGUAAUGUUCAGCAUACCCCAACCUGGAUUCCCAGAUGAUCCGAAAUUCCUUCGACUGCGUGCCCACAUGGGCAAGAAAUUGCAUUUCUUGUUGGGGGACAUGCAUUUCCUAAUGAAUAGCAUUUUUAUUUGGAAAAUGAACAAAUACUUUUUGACUGCAGUGUUACCUAGUACGCACAUGUUAUUGUGCAUGGUAUUAACAUUUAACAGGCCGUUCUUUGCUAAUUUUCGACAUUUCUGGAAACAUAAACUCAAAUUUAAAUGCUGUUAUCUCAGUCAAUACUGUUUUAAAAUGCACAUGCUAUAUACCAAAAUUUAAGUUAGACAUUACUGAAUACGAUACCUCUUAUUUAAAUGUAAGAGCUCUUUUACUUUUUAAGUUAUACUGAAUCAAAGAGGAGUACUUUUUUGGGCCACCCUGUACAACCAGAGAUAGUUGCCAUAAAGCCAACCUCUUACCCAGGGUCUUUCCUCUUGGCGAGGGCAGAAAAGACCCUGGUCAUGUGAUCUUCUAAAUCAAUCCGAGAUGCUACAAUCCUGGCCAAAACUCAUGUGGACACUUAAUCCACUUUUGCAAAAAUCAUAACAAACACCUAAAACUUGAAUUUACUUGCAUAUCCCCCACUCCCCCUCUUCAAUGUUGCUUAUCCGACUUAACCAAACUUCGUAUUUGAUGAAAAAUCCCAUUCAACAUUGGCAUGGGGGAGCGGGGGAUAAUUAUUUAGGGAAAACGCCUUUCGAGGCCAAAUUCUGUGGGUUGUCCACAACCUUUUGUCCAGGAUUGUAGCAAUCCAAGAUGAGGUCAAUAAAUAUUUGAUAUUUGGAUUUUUGUAGUUUAAUUUAUAAUUUGCAUUUUGUAUGAUUGUCGUAAAGGAAUCCAAGAUAGUUACAGUACAGGUAAUUAGAAAUCUGCUAUAUUUUAGCAGAUCAUGUGACCAGUGUCUACCAGGGUCUUUUCUCCCCAAAAGGAAACACCCUGGGUACGAGGUUGGCCAUACAGCCACCUACUGUAACUAUUAUUUUAGAAUGUCAAUUGUAUAAUAAAUUUUAUUAAUUUAUGGAAAUUUUAAUUCAUUGACUGAGGUGCAAUGUUAUCCUGUCAUGUUCAUAUGGGUCACGUUUUAGGGGGAGUUACCAUUUUUAGACUUUUAGGGUUAGGCCGGAUUAGGGUUAGUAUUAAGAUUAGUAUUAAGAUUAGGGUUAGGAAUAGGAUUAGAGUAAGGGUUAGGGUUAGGAUUAGGAUAAGUAAUACAGAAGAAUACAAAAUUACAAAAGUCUAAAAAUAGUAACUCCCCCUAAAAGUGACAGGUACUGUAUAGUCAUGUUUACUUUAACAAAUUUGCUUGUGAAAGGGAAAUGUUGGCUGCUAAUGAUUAAGUACUGUAUUAAAUAAAUGCAAAAUAACAUCUUGUUUACUGUAACUGGAAAAUAACAUCAAGAUUGUUUAACUGUACUUGAUGUGAUCGGUGGCUGAAAAGCUCUGAUGGGGAGUGAACUGAAUAAUGUACAAUCAUAUGACUAUAUAGUAUAAUUUAUAUGUAUUAUGUGUGUAUACAUUAAUCUAUUUAUUUAAAUGUUUAUUUCUUUGCAGAAAUUGGUAUUGGUGUGACAGGAUUUGGGGUGUUCUUCCUCUUCUUUGGUGUGAUAUUCUUCUUUGAUAAAGGAUUACUUGCUAUAGGAAAUGUAAGAUAAAUACUCUACAUACAGUACCUGACUUGUAUAUUAUGUAUUUGGGCAAAGUAGACUUCAAAUCUCUCAUUUUCAAACCCUUCAACAUCAGUUCAACCCAUAUUACACAUAGUCACGUACAGGGUCUGAAAUUUAAAUUUCUUUCUGUACCCCACUGGAAUACCAGGAUUCAAAGUUCUAGCAUAUCCCAUCUGAGAAUCUAGUAUCCCACUUCUGGAUACUGGUUAUACAAAAAAUGUUGACAUCCCUGAACCAUCAAAGUGAGUAUACAGUACAUGUCUCUCGUUGUUAUAAAUUACAAUAACAACAGCAGAUUGACAAUCUUGCCAAGAUCCCAGCAAGAUCAUGCCAAGAUCUUAGCCAAGAUCUUAGCAAGAUCAUGCCAAGAUCUUACAUAAAUCCUGCAAGAUCGUGGAAAGAUCUUGCAUGAUCUUGCAAGAUCUUUCCAAGUUCUUGCAGGAUCUUAUGCAAGAUCUUGCAGGAUCUUGCAUGAUCUUGCCAAGAUCCUGGAAGAUCUUACCAAACAUCUUGUAAGAUCUUGCCAAGAUCAUGACAAGAUCUUGCAAGAUCCUGCCAGAUCUUGCAUAAGAUCCUGCAAGAAUUUGGAAAGAUCUUGCAAGAUCAUGCAAGAUCUUUCCAUGAUCUUCCAGGAUUUAUGUAAGAUCUUGGCAUGAUCUUGCUACAAAUCCUGCAAGAUCUUGCCAUGAUCCUCCAAGAUCAUGCAAGAUCUUUCCAUGAUCUUCCAGGAUUUAUGUAAGAUCUUGGCAUGAUCUUGCUACAAAUCCUGCAAGAUCUUGCCAUGAUCCUCCAAGAUCUUGCCACAAAUCCUGCAAGAUCUUGCCAUGAUCCUGCAAGAUCUUACCAUAUUCCUCCAAGAUCUUACCACAAUUCCUGCAAGAUCUUGCCAUGAUGGUCCAAGAUCUUACCACAAAUCCUGCAAAAUCUUGCCAUGAUCCUGCAAGAUCCUACCAUGAUGGUCCAAGAUCUUACCACAAAUCCUGCAAGAUCUUGCCAUGAUCCUUCAAUAUCUUACCAAGUUCGUGGCAAGAACACUUGGCAAAUACAGAAUGAAGAGGCUCUAUAUGAAAUAUACUAUUCUCUGGAUAUAACUUUGAUUGAAUUUAUCAAACUAACGUAAAAGUGUACAAUAUUGCCAUAAAUUCAGGGUCGGUCUUUAUUAAAUUGUACUUAAUCAAUUAGUUCAUCCAAAUUAUAAUACUCAAGCUUUUACCCGGUUUAGUUUGCAUAGUAAAUGUAGUAAAUUAGGCCAAUAAUGUUGGUAAAAUAUUAUCAAUAUCUAUGGCGAUUGAAAUAAAGUCCGAAUGAAAGUUCCACCUUGCUCAAUAUUUGAGAGAAAACAAAAGGAAUCUUGUCUGUUCUUAAUGAUGUUGUUCUUAAUUAUGUUGUUCUAAAGAAUUGAAAUUCAAGAUGGAACUUUUAUUCGGAGGUUGUUUCAUACUUUACUUCAUAAAAUUAUAUUAGCAUUGACACCAUUGUUAUUGCAAGUUCUUCGAUUUUGUUUUUCUUCGCAUAUCGCGGCACUUUUGAAUUUUGAUUGCACGCAUCCACGAUAAUUUGGUGUGUUUUCUGUACUUUUUCUUCGCCAUACUUGGCGUUGAGGACAGCUAUAUCGUUAAAAAAACUGUGUUAAAGUAAGUCUAUUUUUUGUAUUUAAGUUCAUUUCAAUGUUUACCCGAAACACAUUGCCAUUGCCAAAGAAAACUAGUGCUUUUAAUUAACACGUACUGUGGCAACUUAGUCUAUAUGUUCACAGCUGGCCAGUUAAUUUUUCUUCAAGUCAAAUCACAUAUAUUAUUCUUACCAAACAAUUUAGUGACCCUGUCGGGAUCUAGUGCUGGUUUUGGAGAUCUUUUGGACUGGAAUAGUAUUCCAUCCUGGAGCUCUUCCGAUGAAAAUAGGAAGUCCAAUAAUUUGAUUGCACAUUUUGAUGGCUCUUUUGGCGGUGUAUUUACGGUCAUCAAAUUAAUGUCAUUGUGCCACUAAAAUGAUUUAACAAUACUUGAUAUUAAAUCACUGUAGUUGAAUUAUUUUUUUAAGUAAAAACGAUAAAUUACACAUGUAUACACUCAUACUAACUAUAUAUCGAUCUCUGUAGUUUCUUUUUUGGUCAUAGCUUUAUCAUUUGGGGAUGCCUUCACCAUGUUUUCCUAAAUAAUAUUUGAAAUAACAAAUUUUGAAUAAUACACAUGUUGAAUAAUCAUAGCUCAAACCAUUAAUUUUAUAUGAAAGAUCUCUAUAUUUUAUCCUACUGUAGCUUUACUGGUUGGCAUAAUGAAACUUAACUCACUAAUGAAGCUCACAUUUAUACCGUAGUGUGAAAUUGCGUGUUCCUAUGCGGUGCACUAUACGAUGUUUGGCACGGACAUGUUAUCACUACAGUUAUCAGAACAUUUCAGUGGCGCAAAAACUGUGUAAUAUAAAAUAUAAGACUGUGUGAAUAUAAUAAUUUGUGGUCCCAGGGGUAUUCUCAACGGCUUUGUCAUUCUUAACAAAACGUUAAACUAGGCAUUUGAUAUCACUUUUUCAAGCAACGUAAAAGCUUAUUGCAACCCAUGAAGAGGUGUUAUUUAAAGUCGAAAUUGCAGGAAGCAUUACAUCGCUUUAGCCGAUUAACUUAGCCGCUUGUAAAGUUAUUUGAAAAGGCUUGAAACAUUUAUUACAUGUGGUAAUCAAAUUGCUUAGCGCUCAUUCAUUCAAUAUACAAUUAAUUUGUUGCCGCUGGGUAAAAAAUAGGUUGUAAGCACUUACUUUUUAUUUAAGACAGCUCGACAAGUUAUCCUUUCUUCUUUAGUGCAGCAACAAAGUCGAGGAACUGAAGUAUAAACUGCCGUAUACCUUGUAUGCUUGACUUAUAAAACGCGCCUUGGGGCUUUUAUCAACGGUUGUCUACCACAAAUAUGCGAAAAAUGCGCAGAUAUUGAUUAUGAUAUUACAGAUAUUGAUUAAUUGAUCUCAUUUCAGUCAUUUGGAUCUGGCACGCAAAGGUGCGAGAGCAAUCUGUGCGCGUAAAAGCCUCCUUUCACAGGGAUCUUUCAAAGUCAUGCCAUUUUUGGUAUGAUCAUGGUAAAAUCAUGACAAGAGAUUGUGUCAAGAACUUCCAAGAUCAAGAUAGAUAAGAUCUUAGCAAGAUCAUGCUGGGAUCAUGGUGAGAUCUUGACAAGAUCUUCCAAGACCAUGGCAAUAUUAUAAUAUCAUCAAUAGAAUAAGAUUGUGAUAAGAUCUUAGCAAGGAUCAUGAUGGGAUUUGAAGAAAAGAUCCUCCAAGGUCAAGGCAAGAUUACAAUAGGAUCUUGGCAAGAUUUUGGUAAGAUAUUGGCAAGGUCAUGCUGAGAUCUUGGCAAGAUCAUGGUGAAAUCUUGUCAAGAUCUGCAAGACCAUGGCAAGAUUAUGGUAGGAUCUUUGCAAUAUUUUGAUAAGAUCUUGGCAAGAUCAUGGUGGAAUCUUGGCAAGAUUGUCGAAGAUCAUGGCAAGAUUAUGAUAGAAUCUUGGCAAGAUUGUGAUAAGAUCUUAGAAAGGAUCAUAGUGGGAUCUUGGUAAGAUCAUGGUGGAAUCUUGACAAGAUCCUCCAAGAUCAUGGCAAGAUUACUAUAGGAUCUUGGCAAGAUUUUGAUAUGAUCUUGGUAAGAUCAUGGUGGAAUCUUGCCAAGAUUGUGCAAGAUCAUGGCACGAUUAUGAUAGAAUCUUGGCAAGAUUGUGAUAAGAUCUUGGCAAGGACCAUGGUGUGAUCUUGGCAAGAUCAUCGUGGGAUCUUGACAAGAUCUUCCUAGAUCAUGGCAAGAUCAUGACAAGAUCAUGAUAGGAUAUUGACAAGAUUUUGACGAGAUCUUGGCAAAAUCACGGUCGAAUCUUGGCAACGUUGUCCAAGAUCAUGGCAAGAUUAUGAUAGAAUCUUGGCAAGAUUGUGAUAAGAUCUUAGCAAGAAUCAUGAUGGGAUCUUGGCAAGAUCAUGAUGGGAUCUUGACAAGAUCUUCCAAGAUCAUGGCAAGAUCAUGAUAGAGUAUUGGCAAUGUUGUGAUAUAUGUGAUUGGUUUGAUCAAGGUUCAUUAUACCUAUACUUAUGAAGGUUGAAAGAUACAGCCCAGCAAGAAAUAUGUAUGAAGAAAAAUCACGAAAGAUCUUGGCAAGAUCUUGACAAGAGUUUUAGACAAUCUUGGCAAGAUUUUGGCAAGUAUGCCAAGAUUGAAUAAUCUUGGCAAGAUAUUGGUAAUAUCUUGGCAAGAUCUUUUUAUUUAUUUAUUUAUUUAGCUUUGCCAACUAGGGCAGGGUGACAGGGUCACCACAACAGCAUAUGCCAAUUACUGUGGGCCCUUUUUUACCUAACCCACCCUGUCAACUUUCCCUGUGGGAGGAAACCGGAGUACCCGGGGAAAACCCACGGCUUUCGGCAGAGCGUUGACUUGGACUGGGUUCGAGUCGCAUUGAGAAGGUACUUAGUGAGAUUCGAACCUGCAGCCUCAGAGGUGAAAGGCAAGUGCGCUAACCACUUGGCCACCGAAGCCCCCAAAAUUCAAAUUCGCUUACGCACACUCCGGGAUUGAACCCACGACCCUCAGCAUGCACACCGAGUGCUAGCCUGUCCCCUUGCGCUACCACGUCUUACAAGAUUACAAGAUUAGUGUCUUGCCAAGACCUUGCCAUGAUCUUCCAAGAUCAUGCAAUGCAGACUCAACAGUCAACAACUAGACCACCAAUUUGGAAAUUUCAAGAAGGCAGACUCAUAGACGUAUAUUCAAAGCUAUUGGGAGACCACCAGAGACAUUUAGCAUUAUCCAUGUUCGAGAUUCUAUAAUAUCCAGUUGGGAUACAAGUUAUUCACAGUUUGGUAUCCAAAACCAAAUUGUAGUAUCCCAUGGAUAUAUCAGGAUACUGCAAAUUUCAGACCUGAUAGAUACCAAAGUUACCAUGGCAUCACCUUAGUAUGUAUACAUGAACUUGCAGUACCUGUAGCUCAGUUGGUUAGGGCACUGCACCGGAAGGUUCCUGUUAUAGUUGCAUUAUUUUCGCAUCUGUUCCUGGUAGGUUAUAAAAAUUUGCACCCGAAAUUUCCAUACAUGUACAAAACCCUGCCAUGUUUGUAAACUAGAUCAGACUGCAGAUGGUAGCUGGGCUAUUCCUGGCCUAAUAAUAUACAUGAAAAAAUUUCUCAAUUCUGAUCAAUUGGCUUAUAAGAGCAGUGUCAGCAAUUUUUUCGAAAUACAGUGUCAAAAAAUGAAAUAAUACCGCGCAAAAAAAGAAAUCAGUGCAAAUUUCAUUGACUAUUUCUAAGGCUUUCUGAUUGACUUAAAAUAUGAAACAAUAUAUCGAAGGUAGCCAAUAAGAUACUGAAACAGCAAUUUCCAGCAGAAAUAAUACGAAAAAACAAACAUUUAGCAUGACUGCAUAAUUUUUUCAUGUAUAGACAGUAUCUAUAUAUACGUGUAAGUAUAUUAUUAAUACAAUACUACUACAUGAUUUCACGUUCAAUUUGAAAAAACCAUACACUCGUGAGUUUUUCAAAGACUUCAAAUUGUACUCAUCCUUUGGACUCGUGCAAUUUUGAUAGUCUUUGAAAAACCCACUUGUGUAUGUCUUUUCCAAAUUGCACUCAAAACCAUACUAUUACCUAUACAAAUAUUUUAAUAUUUAGUUUCACAGAAAUGCCUUUGUGUACAUUCUGUGAUUGAUUUUUCAACAUUGAUUUCUUAGGGGUGGUACACAGUAGAUGUUCCAGUGUUAAAUAUACUGUAGAUGUUUAUAUUAUAACACUUAUGGUAUGCAUUAAGCAUUGAUUGACAGAGAAGUGUGUUUCUAUAACUGGAUAGAAAUACAGAAAAUUUCCCUUGUGCCUUUAAAUUGAAUAUGCGCUAUAAAUCGAAACAAAGUGCUUUAAUUUUUAAAACAUUACCCCUUGACAAGGAAAUUAAGGAACAACAAACAAGAAAAGAUUUCUCCAUUUAGACAUACACUGUAGUGGAAAACUGUGUGCAGAUUAUUUUAAAGUGAAAUUGAUGAGCAAAAGUCGGACUCAGAUUUUUCCUACAUGUCCAUGUACAGUAUUUCUAUAAAUUAUGGAAACUUGGAAAAUGUUUUAUAUUUCUCAAUUAUUUUUUGAGCACUCUGCUUAUUGCCAAAAGUUAUCCACUAUUUUGUGUCUCAUUACAUUGCAAUUUAGUUUCCUCCUGCUGCUAUCCUCCCUUGUCUUGUCUUUAUGUUUGUAAUGGGGGUCUGAAAUUUGCAGUAUCCUGAUAUCCACGGGAUACUAAAAUUUGGUUUUGGAUACCUGUGAAUGACGUAUAUCCAAACUGGAUAUUAAGAAAUUAAAAGGCAUCACUGAGUAUUUUGAUAAAAUACAAAACAAUAGAUGCUCCGAAAAUUGAAAGCAUUUUGAAAAUUUAUUUCAACGUUUCGACUAACUUAUAGUCAUCAUCAGGAAUUGAAUGAUGAUGAUGAUAUUACAUACAGUAUGUACAAGUAUAUAUAGUGAAGUAACAAGAUACGAGUCUAUUGCUAUUAAUAGAAUGAAACCGUCCCUAAACCAUGGAACUAAAGCCUCUAAAGAUCUACAGUAUUAAUAUUUAACUAAUUGUAUCUAGUUACUUCACUAUAUAUACUUGUACAUAUGUAACAUCAUCAUCAUUCAUUUCCUGAUGAUGACUAUAUAGCUUAGUCGAAACGUCGAAAUAAAUUUUCAAAAGCUUUCAAUUUUCGAAGUAUCUAUUGUUUUGGAUACUAAGAAAAUUUCGAACAUUAGGAAAUUGGAAUACUGUACCAUGAGUUAACGUGCAAUGUGCUAACCAUAACUUUGUCUACUUUUUAGAUUCUCUUCAUUUCUGGUUUAACAUUAGUAAUUGGUCUUGAGAGGACAUUUAGAUUUUUCUUUCAAAAACAUAAGUUAAAAGGAAGUGCGUUUUUCAUUGGAGGAAUAUUUGUAGUUUUAAUUGGCUGGCCGAUGGUCGGCAUGUUGGUAGAGACGUAUGGUUUUGUUCUCCUAUUUGG